Messenger RNA from Anisakis simplex (herring worm), 207 nucleotides. The record is from the annotation of a GenBank genome assembly. Lineage: Eukaryota; Metazoa; Nematoda; Chromadorea; Rhabditida; Anisakidae.
AUUGAAUCCUUUUUGAAGAGACGAGAACUGAAGAAUCAAUUCGCAGUGAGCUUGAUCGUUGAGGGUAGCGAUUCAGAGGAGAUAAAUCCAUCGGUCACUUUCGAUCGUCUCAUGACGAUUCUUAACGUGAACACAAAACCCGAAUUCCAACUCGACACUCCACCUCGAACACCCGAACUUCCAGCAACAAUGCAGUGUUGGUUUUAA